This is a messenger RNA of Chroicocephalus ridibundus (black-headed gull), 2691 nucleotides long. It is a transcript of the gene NUP43, whose product is annotated as nucleoporin 43. The record is from RefSeq and is a predicted model, not a curated record. Gene Ontology annotation, cellular component: nuclear pore outer ring. Lineage: Eukaryota; Metazoa; Chordata; Aves; Charadriiformes; Laridae. Bases 44 to 1168 code for a protein of 374 amino acids. Gene Ontology annotation, molecular function: protein binding. The transcript is spliced from 8 exons.
GCGGCGCGGGGCGGGCGGGAGCCGGCGCGCGGCGGGGGCGGCCAUGGAGGAGGUGUGCGCCAAGUUCGUGUCGCAGAAGAUCAGCAAGACCCGCUGGCGGCCCCUGCCCGCCGCCGCCCUCCACCCCCCCGACGUCUUCGCCACCGGCUCCUGGGACAACGAGGACAACAGGAUCUCCAUUUGGUCUAUUGGAGACCUUGGCAAUGCGGGCAUCAAUGGUGAAUAUCAAGGAGAGCCUCAGCUGCUGUGUGACAUCAGGCACAACGGUGAUGUUAUGGACAUGCAGUUUUUGGAUCAAGAGAGAAUAGUGGUUGCCUCAUCAACAGGAACUGUAACUGUAUUCCGUCAUCAUCAAAAUAACCAGACUUUAUCCGCCAACCAUCGGUGGGAGAAAGCCCAUUAUCAUGUGGAUCAAGACACGUCUUGUGGUGGAGCAGCAUGUACUGGAGUCAUUUGCAACAACCCAGAAAUUGUCACUGUUGGAGAAGAUGGUAGAAUAAAUCUCUUCAGAGCUGACCAAAAGGAUGCAGUAAGAACUAUAGACAAUGCAGACAGCAGUACACUCCAUGCAGUGACUUUCCUUCGCACAACUGAGAUCUUGACAGUAAAUUCAAUUGGACAGUUAAAAAUAUGGGACCUCAGACAGCAAAGAAAUGAGCCAUCUCAAAUAUUUUCUUUGACAGGUGACAGAGUUCCACUGCACUGUGUGGACAGGCACCCCAAUCAGCAGCAUAUUGUGGCCACGGGGGGCCAGGAUGGGAUGCUGAGUAUAUGGGACAUCAGGCAAGGUACUAUACCAGUGUCCCUGCUGAACGCUCAUGAAGCAGAAAUGUGGGAAGUUCACUUCCAUCCCUCCAACCCCGAUCACUUAUUUACGUGUUCUGAAGAUGGAUCUCUUUGGCACUGGGAUACUUCCACAGACGUGUCUGAAAAACCGUCUUUUCUUCAUCAAGGAGGAAGAAGUACUACCUAUUUUUCCCACAAUACCAUUAACCAUUCUGUAGUAAGUGCCUGGCUAAGCAACGAUCCUACCAAAGACCGCAUGGAAAUCACCAACUUAAUUCCAAAUCAGACUUUGUCUGUGAAUAGUUUAGAUAUUUUAGGACCAUGCCUAGUAUAUGGUACCGAUGCAGAGGCUAUUUACGUGAACAGACAACUUUUCGCAUGAAAACCACUCCAGUAUCCUUUUGAAGUACUGAUCACCUUGAACUCCUGGGAAAUGUCAGAUUCAUCCUUAAUGGCUCAUUAUUCUGUUAUCAGCGUGUGGGGGAGAGGCCUACGGCUUGGUGCUGGUACUGCAGAAGAAAUGUAAGGUGCCUCAGGUUCUGACAGCUGUCACUUAUUAUUGAUGUUGUUAUUGAUGCUCUGGGAUGGGUAACAAAACAAGCGUAUGUCUAAGGUUGCUCUUAUUUCUUCCUCAGUACCUGUUUGGUUUUGGUAAGCAGGAUGGUAGUCACUAGGGCAAGAAUUUUUUUGCUGUAAACUGAUGUCUAUAAUACAUACACACGCAUGCCAAGUGAAGAGAAGGUAACCCCCUGAUUUUUAUUAUUUUCUCCUGCUGCUCCAAAGAUAUUUUUCAAGUAUUAAUUCCAAGGCCAAACUAUGGGGUUCUUCUGAAAUUCUUUUUAUGUCAUCUGAGAGAGAUGGGUUUUUUUAAGCUGAGUUUUUUUAUAAAUUUAGGGGAACAUAAACUUUUUACGUUAGUUCAUGAGAAUUGGAAAGGAAAACUGCUGAAGCUGUGAAAUGUGGAAGGUUCUGUAGGAAUCUUAGCAUUUUAGUAACACUAUUUUGGAUUAUAUACAGCUUCAUCAUCGACGCUGCAUGUUAAAACUUGACAAUGUGCUGGUAACUCCCAAAAGAAAAGUGGGGUUUUUUUAUAGUUGAGGUUGUAAUUGACAGGUGUGUUGGCUGUGUUUUCAGGUGUGAGAAUAACUUUCUGAACUUGAGACAUAGUCUUUGUCACAAUCAAAAUUUCACAUCUGGUCUCUUGCAAUCUUUGAAAAGUUAAAUUUCAUGACUAGUGUUGUAUCUUCUUUUUGUGCAGAGAACCCUUUCUCUUUUUAAUAAAAAGUUUUGCACAAGAAUGCUGGUCUGACUUUACUAAGUUAGUUCAAACAGAUGUAGUCAUCGUUGCAGGAAGGUAAAUAACCCAAAGUUACUUGGACUGAUCCUGGGGAUACAAUCUGAAGGAUGGAGGGAAACCUCAGGAUUUGGGCAGCAGCAGAUUAAGUUAUAAGGUUUUUACCUGACAUUUUCCAUCAAAACCGCUUUAGAGUGUAUUUUACUUUUAUGUUGGUGAGAAGAACCUUCUUGCUGUGUUGUGGUAAGAAUCCCGUACCUCAUCGCAAUGUCUUGUGUGUCUGGCUGGAGGAGACGGAUGGGGAUAUAUCCCUUUGUAUAACAACGUACAGAGUGUCCAAGAAGCUCCUUAGAGCUGCUUUAAUUUCAUUUCCCAAGUUGUUUGGAACACAGUGCCCUGCCAGACAAGAAAUGCUGGACAUGUAUCUCUGAGCAGUAACUGAUGGGGCUGCCUUCCUGGCGACUUGCAUACCUUGGUCCGUAACAAGUCCUUCGUUGGGGCACUAACUGGACCACGGAGGCUCACCAAAACUCCUUUCCCCGUUAGACGCUCGCUAUUUAUCGGUCGAGUUCGGUACUGCCACGGAAGGGAAAAGCAGCACCUGAAACCUG